This is a messenger RNA of Debaryomyces hansenii CBS767, 1005 nucleotides long. RefSeq lists its product as uncharacterized. Gene Ontology annotation, biological process: protein localization to kinetochore; attachment of mitotic spindle microtubules to kinetochore; kinetochore assembly. Bases 1 to 1005 code for a protein of 334 amino acids. NCBI's taxonomy places the organism in Eukaryota, Fungi, Ascomycota, Pichiomycetes, Serinales, Debaryomycetaceae. The transcript has a single exon. The record is from RefSeq and is a predicted model, not a curated record. Gene Ontology annotation, cellular component: kinetochore.
AUGGAUAAAGAAGCAACUUAUUUUAAGAAACAGCUUGAUGAACUAGAUAAUGACAUAUCUAUUCUUUCAUCACAGAAAGAUUUUCAAUCACAUAUGAACAAAAUCAAUGAAACGGUUGAAAAUCCUAUUUUAAUCAACGAUGAGAUAAACUUUCAAAAAGAGAACUUCUCGAAGUUGAAGUUCCAGUAUCUCGAACAAGAGACCAAGGAGAAGUUUCUAAGAUCAUUAUUUGAUAAUCCGCCUAUAUCCAUUCAACAGGAAGAUAUUAACAAGUUGCAAGAAGAAAAUGUUCAUUCGAAACAAGCACUCAAGGCAUUGAAAGAAUCAAUGAAUAACAAGAUGAAUGAUAUACAUGAAAUUUCUAGAGAAACUGUAGAAUUGAAUGAAGAGUAUCAGCAUAAGUAUAAUGAAACCAAUAAGAUGCUAGAUGAAGUUCUAAGGAUGGAGGAAAAAAUAAAUUCAAUUAUUGAUAACCAACAGGAUGAAACCAAAGAAAUUAUUAAAAGUUUGAUUGAUCUUUCGUCGGGCAUGAAAGAGAAAGAUCUUACAAAGAUAAUGAUAAGUGCCAGUAAUAAAUCGUUACAAGAUUAUACUACAGCUCCUCAAUCUAGUAAUGAAUUGCAUUUGAAAAACCAAUUAAACGAAAACCAACAGCAGCAUCUUCAGAAGUUGCAGGAAAAAUUAACGGCAUUGAAAUUCAACUUGCUGAAUGCUGAAGAUAAUAAGGAACCAAAUGACAAUCAGUUUUACGCUCAGUGGGUCAAGGAAAUGAAUGAAAUACUAAUUGGUCUAAAUGACCUAUCUUAUAUAAAGUUCGAAUUUGUUGAUAACACUGAUCUCAAGCUAAUUGUCAAUAAUCAUAAUGUUGUCUUGAAUAAAAGCUUUGAUAUUUUGAAUACAAAUGAAUUAAGCCAGUUUCAAUAUCUCAUAAAGAAUAUUAAUUCCAAUGAAAAUAAAAUGAAGAAUUUUUUGUUAUUGGUGAAUGGUUUAUUAGAAAUGCCUUGA